AUGGACAGAAAAGCGCUGCGGUGAUUUUAACCAUAUUAAUUGUGAUGUUUUAAAGCUUCAGCUGUCAGCUCUGAGAGUCUUAUUGUCCGAGUAAAGCGCAUUUAUACACAGAAGAGCAGCACAAACGCUUAUUCUGCUCUCUGUAUCGUCAUUCAGCUCAUCAGAAACACCAAUUCAGACACUAUAAACUCCUGCUGAAGUGAAUGCAAACAUGGCGUUUAUUAAACAGGAGAGUGAAGACAUCAGGAUUGCAGACGUGUUCACACUGAAACAGGAAGAUCCUGAGAGGACUGAAGAAACAUUCAGAGUCAAACAUGAAGAUCCUGAGCAGCUAACAGACCUGAAGCCACCAAAAGUGGAGGAUGAAGAAGAGGAUGAGUUUGAUCUCAUGACUAUAGUCGAGUCUAUACGGGCUGAAAGGACUGCUUCAUCAGCAAACGCUGAAAGGGAAGAAACUCCAAGCAUCUUCACCUGUCAGGAGUGUAGAAUAGGCUUCAGUAAAGAAACAGACUUUGACGCUCACAUGAGAAAACACGCCAGAAAAAGGCGCUAUAAUUGCUCUCAGUGUGGAAAGGGGUUCAGUCUGAUCGGACUCCUCAACAGGCACAUGACCGUUCACACCGGAGAGAAACCCUUCACCUGUGAGCAGUGUGGAAAGAGCUACAGCACAAAGUUCAGCUUUACCAACCACCUGAACACUCACUCCGGAGAGAAGCCGUACAAAUGCUCUCACUGCGGGACGAGAUUCAAGACCUAUGGCUCCAAGUAUUCCCACAUGAAAACCCACACCCUGAAAUACAAAUGCUCCCAGUGCGAAAGGUCUUUCAGUCAGAGAGCAAACCUCGAAACCCACUUAAGAGUUCACACUGGAGUGAAACCCUUCACCUGUGUGCUGUGUGGAAUGAGCUUCACCUCUAAAUACAGUCAGGAGUCUCACCUGAGCACUCACGCUGAAGCACAGCCCUUUAUCUGUGCUCAGUGCGGGAGGCGUUUCACUAGAGAGAGUUACCUCCGGCGGCACACGAAGGUUCACGCGGUAGAGAAGACGUUUAAAUGUGGCCAGUGUGGAAAGGGUUUCAUGGUCAAAAGAAAUUAUCAGUAUCACAUGACGAUUCACAUCAAGGAGAGGUUGUUCCCCUGUGAUCAGUGUGGAAAGAGGUUUUCGCAUCAACUGAGCCUGAACGCCCAUAAGAGACUCCACAGACAGAACUAUUUAACCUGUCAGCACUGUGGAAAGGGUUUCAAUGAUAGAGUCAUGCUUAAGGUCCACAUGACAAUCCACACCGGAGAGAGACUCUACAAGUGCGGCCAGUGUCAGAAGAGUUUCAGACAUCGCGCUGGCCUACACAGACACAUGAAGGAUCAUGCCGGAUAAACCUGUGUUAAAGAAUAUGUAAGAAGAAAUGGUCGAAGUAGAGACGCACUUACUGAAUUAAUGUGAUGGGACGCAUUAAUGGACCAAGCAGCACACGUUUCCAGCACAGUGUAAAGCAUCUGAUGUGUUGUUUAGCUCAUUUCUGAAACGCCUCAGCCAAAGUCUGUCACCACAGUGCUUCAGUAUUAUAUUGAUUAUUCCCUUCACAAUACACUGUGGAAAUCAGUAUUGGCAGUAACUCUUAACGGAAGUGCAGAGGCAGCUCAAAGUCAUGUGACCCAAAUCAUCAAACAUAUUGAGACACACUAGUGCGCUAAUUCAUUACGUAACAAGACGCUAAGCUUCUGCUGCGGUCACACUAGAGUUUGAGCUUGCGAAAUUCUGUCGUCUGGCACUGCAAAAAGGGGCGGGAUUAAACAAUAUGAUUAGAUAUUAAUAAAGCGAGCGAUUGCUCCAUGUUUUAAAGUUCUGUCCAGAGAGGUCCUGCGUUGAUCCUCGAUUGGUCUCACGCAGUCAAGUGAUGCGAUUUCACAGGUCAGAGUUCACCAAGCUUGAACUUUCCUAUGCAGUGACCUGCGAAACUUGCAGCACGAGCUUGCGUUUCCGGUCUGACGCAUUCGCGUGCAUUUGAAUGGAAGUCUAUGACGGGAGAAACGUCUACCUACUGAUUCACCACCUUGGGAGCUAGGUUGCUAAUUGAGACAACCUUAGGGGCUGAUCACACCGUCUGAUGCGCCUCGCGUUUUUACUAUUGCACGAUGUGCGCUCGCAGUUGAAAAAAGUCACCUCUGAGCGGGAAACGUGUUACGUCAGUGACGUCUUUUUCAUUCUCCAAUCAAAUGAAAGCAGAGGCGGGGUUUCUGUUGAGUGACAGCAGUGUUUGGGAUAUCAAGACGACUACAGAGACUUUUAAAGAUGGAGGAGAGACUAGCGGUCGCUGUUUUGAGUUAUCUGGAGCUGAAGGACUUACAGAUCUAUAUAAUAUCACAAUAUUGUUAAAUAUUAAUUAUAUUAAUAUCAACAGCAACACUCGAACAAUAUGCAGCUGACUCAGUCGUUGCCUAUCGACAUUAAAAGCCCACCACGCUCCUCUUAUUUCUUGCCUCAUUUUUUGGGACGUAAAGACGUGUUCGGUGUGAUCAGCCCUACUCUGACACCAGGUCACCCCUGAUCGACCCCUGAUCAGGUUCGCUUAGUU
Messenger RNA from Danio aesculapii, 2573 nucleotides. RefSeq names its product gastrula zinc finger protein XlCGF8.2DB-like. The coding region runs from base 212 to 1375 and encodes 387 amino acids. The record is from RefSeq and is a predicted model, not a curated record. NCBI's taxonomy places the organism in Eukaryota, Metazoa, Chordata, Actinopteri, Cypriniformes, Danionidae. Gene Ontology annotation, biological process: regulation of transcription by RNA polymerase II. The transcript is spliced from 3 exons. Gene Ontology annotation, molecular function: DNA-binding transcription activator activity, RNA polymerase II-specific; RNA polymerase II cis-regulatory region sequence-specific DNA binding. Gene Ontology annotation, cellular component: nucleus.